Hemiscyllium ocellatum (epaulette shark) is the source of this 10835-nucleotide messenger RNA. RefSeq names its product cadherin, EGF LAG seven-pass G-type receptor 2 (gene celsr2). Gene Ontology annotation, cellular component: plasma membrane. The transcript has 36 exons. The record is from RefSeq and is a predicted model, not a curated record. NCBI's taxonomy places the organism in Eukaryota, Metazoa, Chordata, Chondrichthyes, Orectolobiformes, Hemiscylliidae. Gene Ontology annotation, molecular function: calcium ion binding; G protein-coupled receptor activity. The coding region runs from base 1 to 9375 and encodes 3124 amino acids. Gene Ontology annotation, biological process: G protein-coupled receptor signaling pathway; cell surface receptor signaling pathway; homophilic cell-cell adhesion.
AUGGAUGGAAAGUUGCCCACCGCGGGUAAUCGCGUUCAGGUGGCAAUGCGAUGUCAAAGUGGCGCCCUGGUUAAGCGGGUUUAUGCUAAUCGAGAGCCAUUUUGUGCGGUCGCUUUUAAAUUAGCCCCGGGUGGGGGCGAGAGAGGACCUCUUAGUGACAAUGUGCCGGCCAGAAGAGCUUGCAGAGGGGCGGAAUGGGCAGAAGCAGCAGCUGAACUGAAGUGUUUGUGGGGGAAGGAGGUGAGUUUGGAUGGAGCAGCGCUGGAGAUGGCACGGAGUUGCAUUGAAGCACUGAGCUGCACUCUGCUGCUACUGCUGCUGUUGAACAGCGCCGGCUCCCGGAGCUUCACCGUGCACCUCUCGGAGCGGGCACCCCCGGGCACCUUACUGCUCCAUCUCCCCUCGGCCGGGGGCAUCUGCUCGAUCCAGCGGAUCUCCGCGCCUCCCUUCGCCCGCGGCUACCUGGAGGUGGACCGGACCGCGGGAAGCGUGCGACUCUCCCGGCGCCUGCCGUGCCGCCAGCUGCCCGCUAAUCCUUUCCCCGUCCGGCUGAGCGGCCGCUGCUCCCGGCCCGGCGGUCCCCGCACCGGUCCCGGCUGGCUGACCGUCUCCAGCCGCUGGCGCAUCCACCUUCACGGCCAGGGCUGCCGGCGGAAGGCGGCGGGCGGCGACGGCGCAGGAGGCGAGCUGGAGGUGCUGCUUUUGUCUAGCGCCGCCCCGCAGGGCUGCCUCCCCGGCGGGGAGCCGCUGCUGCUGCCCCCUGUCGGGGAGCUGCUCCGGCUGCUGCCGCCCCCCACCCCGGGGGGCUGCCGGCCCUUCUCCUGUCAGCCCGCCGGCGGGCGCUUCGCCCUGAGCCCGGACGGGCGGCUCUUCAACCCGGGGAGGCUGUGCGUGGACCGUGCCGCUGGGGUGCCGGUGCGGCUCCACUGCCGGGGAUGCCCGCCUGGAGGCGAGGGGAGAGCCGGCGGCGUGCUGGAGGACGACCCGGUGGAGGUGAAGCUGGUCUUGAGGACUCUGAGGGAGGAGAGGGCUGGGGGAAGUGUCAAUGCCAGGCGAAAGAGGAAUGUGAACACUGGCCCUCAGUUCCAGCCACCCAUCUACCAGGUAUCAGUGCCAGAGAACAUGCCCGCGGGCACUGCAGUCAUUGUACUGAAGGCGGUCGACCCUGAUGAGGGUGAGGCGGGCAGGCUGGACUAUUCCAUGGAUGCCCUUUUCGACAGCCGGUCCAACAGUUUGUUUAUCAUCGACCCGCUGACUGGCAGAGUGACCACGGCGGAGACCCUGGACCGGGAGACCAAGGACACCCAUGUGUUCCGGGUGACCGCCCUGGACCAUGGGCUCCCCCGCCGCACAGCCAUGGCGACCCUCACCGUCACCGUCAGCGACACCAAUGACCACGACCCGCUGUUCGAGCAGCAGGAGUACAAGGAGAGUGUGAGGGAGAACCUGGAGAUCGGCUACGAGGUGCUCACCGUGAGGGCGACGGAUGGGGACGCCCCCGCCAACGCCAACAUCUUGUACCGGAUUCUCAACAACGAAGGGAAGAACGCGGUGUUCGAGAUUGACCACCGGUCUGGAGUGUUGAGGACCAGAGGGCCAGUGGACAGAGAGAAGGUGGACUCCUAUCAGUUAUUAGUGGAGGCAAAUGAUCAGGGGAGGAACCCUGGCCCACGCAGCUCCACUGCCACGGUGCACAUCACAGUGGAGGAUGACAAUGAUAAUACCCCUCAGUUCAGUGAGAAACGCUAUGUGAUUCAAGUUCUCGAAGAUGUUGCCCCCAACACACAGGUUCUGCAGGUCACAGCCACUGAUAGAGACAAGGGCAACAACGCGUUGGUUCAUUACAGCAUCAUGAGCGGUAAUACCCGUGGGCAAUUCUACAUAGAUGCUCAAAGUGGGAGCAUUGAUGUGGUGAGCCAGCUGGACUAUGAGACGAGCAAAGAAUAUACUCUAAGAAUCAGGGCACAGGAUGGUGGAAGGCCACCAUUGUCGAACAUCACUGGACUCGUGACAGUGCAAGUGGUUGAUGUGAAUGACAAUGCACCCAUAUUUGUCAGCACUCCUUUCCAGUCAACAGUUCUGGAGAAUGUGCCAAUUGGUUACUCAAUUCUUCAUGUGCAGGCAAUCGAUGCAGAUUCGGGGAACAAUUCCCGUUUGGAAUACAGGUUAAUAAACACAUCUCCAGAUUUCCCCUUCUCCAUCAACAACAACACUGGAUGGAUUGUGGUCGGUUCAGAAUUGGAUAGGGAGACAACAGAUUUUUACAACUUUGGGGUUGAAGCGAGGGAUCAGGGGUCACCUCCGAUGUCAUCCUCAGCUAGUGUCAGCAUCACUGUACUGGAUGUGAAUGACAAUAAUCCGGAAUUUGGACAGAAAUUAUAUCAAAUAAGACUGAAUGAAGAUGCAGCAGUAGGCUCCAGUGUGGUUACUGUGUCAGCAAUAGACAGGGAUGUCAACAGUGUUGUUACAUAUCAGAUUUCUAGUGGUAAUACACGAAAUCGCUUUUCAAUAACCAGCCAAAGUGGAGGGGGCCUGAUAACUCUGGCCUUACCACUGGAUUACAAACUGGAGAGGCAAUACAUAUUAACUGUAACAGCCAGUGAUGGGACUCGAUUCGAUACUGUUCAGGUGUUAAUUAAUGUUACAGAUGCAAAUACACAUAGACCAGUAUUUCAGAGUUCCCAUUAUACAGUUAGUAUUAAUGAAGACAAGCCUGUUGGCACAACAGUAGUGAUUAUAAGUGCAACUGAUGAAGAUACUGGUGAAAAUGCCAGAAUUACUUAUUUCAUGGAAGAUAGCAUACCUCAGUUUCAAAUUGAACCUGAUUCAGGUGCAGUUACAACACUAAUGGACCUUGACUAUGAAGACCAAGUAUCGUACACCUUAGCGAUUACAGCAAAAGACAAUGGAAUUCCUCAGAAGUCUGACACCACAUACCUUGAAAUUCUAGUUAAUGAUGUAAAUGACAAUGCACCUCAAUUCCUGAGAGAUCAUUACCAGGGUGCAGUUUAUGAAGAUGUUCCUACCUUUACAAGUGUCCUUCAGAUAUCUGCCACUGACCGUGAUUCAGGAUUGAAUGGAAGGGUAUUUUACACUUUCCAAGGUGGGGAUGAUGGAGACGGGGACUUCAUUAUUGAGACCACCUCUGGAAUUGUUAGAACCUUGCGCAGACUCGAUAGAGAGAAUGUUCAGAUGUACAAUCUAAAGGCUUUUGCAGUGGACAAAGGUUUUCCUGCAAUGAGGACUGCGGUAGAUGUCCAAGUCACAGUGUUGGAUGUAAAUGACAACCCUCCAGUUUUUGAAAAGGAUGAGUUUGAUAUUUUUGUGGAUGAAAACAGUCCAAUUGGAUUAGUGGUGGCCCGUAUUACUGCCACAGACCCAGAUGAAGGUACUAAUGCACAAAUCAUGUAUCAAAUAGUGGAGGGGAAUAUUCCUGAAAUUUUCCAGCUGGAUAUCUUUUCUGGAGAGUUGACUGCCCUGAUGGAUUUGGAUUAUGAAACUAAAUCUGAAUAUGUUAUUGUUGUUCAAGCUACAUCAGCGCCUCUUGUCAGCAGAGCUACAGUGCAUAUCCGUCUAUUGGAUAAAAAUGACAAUAUACCUGUGCUGAAAAAUUUUAAGAUCAUUUUCAACAAUUAUAUCACAAAUAAAUCCAGCAGUUUUCCCACUGGGGUAAUUGGCAAAAUUCCAGCUUAUGACCCAGACAUCUCUGAUACUCUUCAGUACAGCUUUGACCAUGGCAAUGAGCUAAAUCUAAUCAUUCUCAAUCAGACCACAGGGGAGUUAAGUUUGAGUCAUGCUCUGGACAACAACAGGCCUCUUGAAGCAACCAUGAGAGUUUCUGUGUCAGAUGGCAUUCACAGCAUUACAGCCCAAUGUACACUGCAGGUCACGAUUGUCACUGAUGAAAUGUUAAGCAACAGCAUCACCUUACGUCUGGAGAACAUGUCCCAAGAGAAGUUUCUCUCUCCACUCCUAUCUUUAUUUGUUGAGGGAGUAGCCACUGUAUUGUCUGCUCUGAAAGAAAACGUUGUGAUAUUCAACAUACAGAAUGAUACAGAUGUCAGGGCAACUAUUCUUAAUGUCAGUCUGUCUGUCUUGUUACCCGAUGGAGCUCAUAAUCAAUUUUUCUCAUCGGAGGACCUGCAGGAACAGAUUUAUCUCAACCGUACCCUGCUGACAGCUAUUUCCAAACAAAGAGUGCUCCCAUUUGAUGACAAUAUUUGCCUCCGUGAGCCUUGUGAGAAUUACAUGAAGUGCGUGUCUGUGUUAAAGUUCGAUAGUUCCGCCCCGUUCAUCACUUCAGAUACAAUCUUGUUUCGUCCCAUCCAUCCAAUAAAUGGCUUGAGGUGUAGGUGUCCUUCAGGAUUUACUGGAGACUACUGUGAAACAGAAAUUGAUCUCUGUUACUCAAACCCAUGUGGAAACAAUGGGAUUUGUCGGAGCAGAGAAGGAGGAUAUACCUGUGAGUGCUACGAAGACUACACAGGUAAUUACUGUGAAGUGAGUUCCCGUUCGGGCCGCUGUUCUCCUGGAGUUUGUCGGAAUGGUGGGACGUGUGUAAACUUGCUGGUUGGAGGUUUUAAGUGCGACUGCCUGCCAGGGGAAUACGAGAAGCCAUAUUGUGAAAUGACCACUCGGAGCUUUCCUCCACAGUCAUUCAUCACCUUCAAAGGGUUGCGGCAACGUUUUCACUUCAGCAUCUCACUCACAUUUGCUACCAAGGAGAAGAACGGGUUGCUCUUGUAUAAUGGACGUUUUAAUGAAAAGCAUGACUUUAUUGCCCUGGAGAUUAUUAAUGAACAGAUCCAGUUAACAUUCUCUGCAGGUGAGUCAACAACUAUGGUUACCCCAUUCAUCCCAGGAGGCGUGAGUGAUGGCCAGUGGCACACGGUCCAGCUUCAGUAUUACAACAAGCCAGUUAUAGGGAAAUCAGGCAUUCCUCAAGGACCUUCUGAGCAAAAGGUUGCCGUGGUUACUGUUGACGACUGUGACACUUCCGUUGCAUUGCGCUUUGGCAGUUUCAUUGGGAAUUAUUCCUGUUCAGCUCAAGGAACACAAUCUGGAUCAAAAAAGUCCCUGGAUUUGACAGGUCCUUUGCUUCUUGGUGGAGUUCCAAACUUGCCUGAGGACUUUCCUCUUCAGAAUCAUGAAUUUAUGGGAUGCAUGAAAAACCUGUUUAUAGAUAACCAGCAAAUUGAUAUGGCUGAUUUCAUAGCAAAUAAUGGCACAGUAUCAGGGUGCUCUGCAAAGUGGAAUUUCUGUGAUUCAAGCACAUGCAAGAAUGGAGGAACAUGUGUUAACAGAUGGGAGACCUUCAGUUGUGAGUGUCCCCUGGGCUUUGGAGGCAAGAACUGUGAACAAGUAAUGGCCAGUCCACAACGGUUUCUAGGGAGCAGCCUUGUUUCCUGGAGUAAUCUUGUCAACACAAUCACUUCACCCUGGUGCAUUGGUUUGAUGUUCCGGACACGACAAGCAACUGGCAUCUUUAUUCGAAUAGAAGCUGGUCAGUUCUCAACAGUUAGUAUUCAGCUCAGUGAGGGAAAUGUGAUGUUAAGUGUGUAUCGCUCAAGCAGUCGGAUCACAGCACUGACAAUGGACCAAAUAAAAGUGAAUGAUGGUGAUUGGCAUCACUUGCAGCUAGAACUUAAUAGUUCCAAAGAUGAGUUGAAAACCAAAUACACAGCUCUCAUGUCUAUAGACUAUGGACAUCACCAGACAAUGGUCGAAAUUGGUAGCGAGCUGCAUGGAUUGAAUCUGAAAACAGUCAGUGUCGGUGGAGUCUCAGGAAAUGAUGGCAGUGUUCUUCAUGGGUUCCGGGGAUGUAUACAGGGGAUUCGUAUUGGUGAGACACCAUCCACAGCAGUGGCAUUGAAUAUAAACCAUGCUGAAAAGGUGAAUGUGGAGAGAGGCUGCAGCAUUCCUGAUCCCUGUGAUUCCAGCCCAUGUCCUACAAACAGCUACUGCAGUGAUGACUGGGAUAGCUACUCCUGCAGCUGUGACCCAGGUUACUAUGGUGAGGAUUGUAAGGAUGUUUGCACACUAAAUCCUUGUGAACAUCUGUCUGUGUGUACCCGUAAACCCAGUUCUUCUCAUGGUUACACUUGCGAUUGCUCAGUGAAUUAUUUUGGACAAUACUGUGAGACCAAGAUUGAUCAGCCUUGCCCUAAAGGAUGGUGGGGAAAUCCUAUGUGUGGACCCUGUAACUGUGAUACAAGAAUUGGAUUUGAUGUAGACUGUAACAAGACCUCUGGAGAAUGCAGGUGCAAGGAAAACCACUACAGACCUCCAGAAAGCAAUGCCUGCUACCCUUGUGACUGUUACUCAACUGGUUCACUUGCUCGCUCCUGUGAUAUGGAGACAGGACAGUGUCAGUGUAAACCUGGUGUGAUUGGAAGGCAGUGCAACCGCUGUGACAAUCCGUUUGCAGAAGUCUUCACCCAAGGGUGUGAAGUGAUUUAUGACAGUUGUCCACGAGCUAUGGAGGCAGAGAUCUGGUGGCCCAGAACUAAGUUUGGACUCCCCGCUGCAGUACCUUGUCCCAGAGGAUCAAUGGGAACAGGAAUUCGACAUUGCGACGAACACAGGGGCUGGCUCCCUCCUGAUCUCUUUAAUUGUACCACCAAUGUUUUUGUAGAGCUGAAAACCUUUGCUGAUAAAUUGAAACGGAAUGAGACUUUGCUGGACAUGGAAAAAUCCAAGAAAAUUGCCCUCAUGUUGCGGAAUGCCACCCAGCACACAGAUGAAUAUUUCGGUAGUGAUGUCAAGAUCGCGUACCAUGUGACCUCAAAAAUCUUAGAAUUUGAGAACACACAGCGAGGAUUUGACUUGACUGCAACCCAGGAAGUCCAGUUCACAGAGAACCUUAUUAAAGUUGGAAGUGCAAUUCUUGAUGUCAGUAACAAGAAGCACUGGGACAUAAUCCAGCAAUCAGAUGGAGGAACUGCACACUUGCUAAAGCACUAUGAAGAUUAUGCAAAUGCUCUGGCACAAAACAUGAGAAAAACCUACCUCACCCCCUUCACCAUUGUCACACCCAAUAUUGUGAUUUCAGUAGAUCGUCUUCACAAAAUGAACUUUUCUGGAGUGAAACUUCCACGGUAUGACUUCAUCCGAGGAGAGAAGCCUAAAGACUUGGAGACCAUUGCAAUCCUUCCAGAGACCAUUUUUACACCUGCAGAAACUAAAGAAAAUCCCAAAGUCCCAACCUCCUCAUCUGAAGACGAAAGCACAGCUCUGAACAGAAAACGGAGACAGUCUGAUUUAAAUGAGCAGGAUGCCAUCGCUAGUAUAAUAAUCUAUUGGACACUGGGACAGCUUUUACCAGAACGUUAUGAUCCUGACAAAAGAAGUCUAAGGGUACCUAAGCGACCUGUCAUUAACAGCCCCAUAGUGAGUAUUGCCGUCCAUGACAACGAUGAAUUACUACAGCACCAACUGGAAAAGCCCAUCAGAGUGCAGUAUAGGCUUUUUGAAACUGAAGAACGAUCCAAGCCAAUUUGUGUCUUCUGGAACCAUUCCAUCCCUGUUGGUGGAACCGGAGGCUGGUCAUCAAAAGGAUGUGAAUUAGUCUUCAGGAACGCAACCCAUAUCAGCUGUCAGUGUAAUCAUAUGACAAGCUUCGCUGUUCUGAUGGACAUUUCUAGACGAGAGAAUGGUGAAAUUCUGCCUCUGAAGCUGGUCACAUACUCCACUGUGGCUGUCUCACUCAGUGCUUUGCUGCUGUCCUUCUUGAUUCUCCUGUUUCUAAGGACCCUUCGUUCAAACCAGCACAGCAUCAGUAAAAACAUGGUCAUGUCUCUCUUCUUGUCUGAACUCAUCUUUGUCCUUGGAAUUAAUCAAGCAGAUAAUCCAUUUGUUUGCACUGUGAUUGCCAUCCUCCUCCAUUUCUUCUACAUGUGCACCUUUGCCUGGAUGUUCUUGGAAGGGCUUCAUAUUUACCGCAUGUUAACAGAAGUUCGUGAUAUCAACUAUGGCCCCAUGAGGUUCUACUAUAUGGUUGGCUGGGGUGUCCCUGCCUUCAUCACAGGGUUGGCUGUUGGCCUUGAUCCUGAAGGUUAUGGUAAUCCUGAUUUCUGCUGGUUGUCCAUCUAUGACACUUUGAUAUGGAGCUUUGUCGGUCCCAUAACUGCAGCGGUUUCUAUGAAUGUCUUUCUUUAUAUUCUGUCUGCCAAAACUUCCUGCAGACCAGGACACCAAGGUUUUGAGAAGAAAGGAAGUGUGUCUGGAUUGCGUACAGCAUUUGUGGUGCUGCUGCUUGUCAGUACAACCUGGUUCUUGGCCUUACUGGCUGUGAACAGUGACACCAUUGUUUUCCACUAUCUCUUUGCUGGUUUUAAUUGUCUCCAGGGUCCAUUUAUUUUCAUCCGUUGCAUCCUCAACAAUGAAGUGAGAAAAGCUUUUAAAUAUGCCUUCAGUAAGAAGCACACAGAUGAUACUGUUGGCACAACAAAAUCAACAUUGGCAUCACAGUCAUUGUGUAACAACACGUAUAUUGAUGGUCGUGCAUGUCAUUCAGCCUUUGGUGAUUCAGCUGCAUCAGUAAGCAGUACUUCAAGGUCAGGGAAAAGCCAUAACAGCUACAUUGCAUUCGUCCUCAGGGAAGAAGCUGCUUUGAAUAAUAGUACCUCAAGUCAAGCCCAUGUUGCUCUCACUGACCAUGCCACUUCCUUAUUCCAUGAGAUUAAGACAAACCCAGAUGAACACGAUUCAGACUCUGACAGUGAUCUGUCACUGGAAGAUGACCAAAGUGGAUCUUAUGCCUCCACACAUUCUUCAGAUAGUGAAGAUGAUGAUUAUCAAGGAGACCCAGGUUGGGAAAAAAUUAUAUCCCCAAAUAAUGAAAAACAUCAUCAUCACAGUACUCCAAAAGUGGACAACAUUUCUGCUCAUGUGAAACCUUAUUGGCCAGGAGAAUUUAUGACAACAGCAAGUGAAAGUGAAGGUCAUGGCGGGUCAGAGAAUUUGAAAGUCGAAACUGUGGCAAACAUUGAGCUUCACCGAGAAAAGCUUAACUAUUUGGAUGAGAAGCCAAAGGAAAAUGGAGACAGCUUGUACAAAGAAAAUGCAUUAUCAUUGCCUAACCCUAACGCACAACCUCAGAAAGGAAUUUUGAAAAAUAAAGCAUUACCAUUAUUCUCAGAGAAAAACAGCAUCAAUCGAAUUCAUAAUGAACUUUCCAACCAUAAACCUGCCACUGUCUGCUCACGAGCAUCUUCAGUGGGAUCCAGUGAAGGAAGUCGAUCAGGAGGUGUAACAAAACUGAGACAAACAACAGGGGAAAUGAAUGGAGUGAUGCCCAUACCUAUGAGCAUUAAAACAGGCACAGUGGAUGAAGAUUCAUCAGGGUCUGAUAGCAGUGAUGAGACCUCGAUAUGACUUGUCAGCAUAGGAUGAAGAGGAUGGCUAAAAAGCUGUGGCGAUGUCACUUUGCUUACUUCCGAUAGCACUGGUGACCUGUGCCUUGUCCCAAAGCGCAAUGCUCGCACAUAAGCAGACUUGUCUAAUAUGGAAAGGAAAGGAACUGCUGUCAUCAGGAGAGGGUGUCUGGAAGAAGUGAUCACUUAUUGUCAGUGCCAAAUCUUGCUGAAAUGCUGUUCUGAACAAAGUGGGUGCCUGGAAACCACAGUACACAAUGAUCAAAAUGCACCCAGACCUACUUCGGAACAGUGAGGACAGCGCAUGGAGCAACCAAAAUUCAAAGAAACCAAUUAAAGUUUCAGAAUUUUGAGUUCUCAAACAAUGUGCAGAAAAAUGAAAGACUUAAAGCUUCAGGGAAUUUAUUGUAACUACUGUUUAUAUGAUAACUGUUCAUGAUUAUAGCCCCGUAUUGAAAACUCCCCUAGACAACCUCAAUCAAAGGCUUUUUUUGACUUCAACUGUCCAAAUUAUAGGAUGUAAGAGACACACAUUACAGGAAUAAUAUAAAUUGCCUUACAAUAAGGUCACGUAACUUGUAAUUAUGGCUAUCUUAAAUUUAAACCUACAGUUUUUUUUUAAUAUGCAAAAGCAUUUAAUUCUGUUAAAAUGAAGAGAAUGUUUUGCUGCACUGAAAACUUGGUAUUUUUGUUUUCUCAAUCACAUAUUCAAUACAGUCGGAAUGGAUUGAGUAUUUUCUACUAAAAACCAUUGGUACUAUUUGGGAAUUGUAUAAAGUCAAAAUGGCGUACAUGGCCUGUCUUAUUUGGUAAUGAUGAAUCUUUAUUUAUAAUCCAAUUACCAGUUUUGAUUUUGUGUUUGUCUUUGGGAAACUACAUUGUCAAAGGUUGCACAUAUGGCAGUCCCCUUUGAAUAGCUCUCAUAGAGAGUUGUAUGCUAUAACUGGGCAAAUACAAGCCGAUUAAUUGUAACUACAUUCACCACAUGUGAAAACAAAUGCCUUUAGCCAAAUGGCCUUCAUGCUCCAGCUGUCGUGGAGUUGUUCUCAGACCAAUGCCUACUUUGAACUUUUUUUUACAAGACAGUUGUUUGUAGAUAUUUUGAUAUAAUUUUUAAGUUGUCUUGAGAGAAAAUGUGUGUUGUACAUGCUUUUCUGUUUUAAGUUGGUUAACAUAGUUCUAAGGGAAAAGUGAGUAGGAACUGCAGGAUGUUUUAUUUAAAAAAAUGCUGCUCAUUUUUUUCUGUUAAUAUGGUGUCUGUUAAUAUUGUAUAGAUUCAAUGUUUGACUGAAAGUAAAGGCUUCCACUAUUUUAUCUGAAAAAAAAAGAUUUUUCCAUUGUUGUCACCACAAAAGACCAGAAUACUGAAUGCUUUUAACAGUGAAUUGUACAGUGAGUUCCUUAAUGUACAUACUGGCAGUUUUUAAAUAAAUGUAGUUGAAACAGAUAUAGUAACCUGAA